CUCUGAAGAAAUCGGUACGCGCUACCAACAUUUCGCUUGUUGGUCCAAAUAAAUGUUGUGCCCUUACGAACGGCGCGGAAUAGAAAAUUCCCUUGAAUGAAUAUAUAUUUAAUAGUACAAUUUUAAGUGCAUGCUUCAAUAUCAGGAAGUACAGUUUUAGUUCGAGCUGCGAUCGUUUCGCGGUAACCGCAUACGACCUUAAUAACUUUUAACAGUAGUGAUGUGUACAAUUUUAAAGUGAAAUUCACGUAUCUGGAUUAUAAAGACAAAAAGUUUCGAAAAGUUUCUGUAACUUAAAGUGAUCUUCUAUAACUUCAGCGUUCGUUAGAGGAAAUAGGAUUUGCAAGUACAAGAAACUAACGACAAGAUGAGUUUUAACAAGAACAAUCCCAACCCCAUGGGGAAAAUUAUGGGUUACUUAAAACAACUUUCCACCGAAAUGGGUGGAAGCGACCAAGGUCGGCGAGUUCAAAACGACGAGGAGCGACUUUACCGGACACGUGGUCCUAAGUACGCCAGGGUCCCAUCUAGGCCUACUCUCUCCGCUUCGACGACCUGCACAUCUCUAGCAACAUCUUGUGGCUCCCAGGGAACCCUUUCCCCCAACUACGCAACUAUACCAGAAAUUGUAUCAACUGAGAGCAGCAGUGAAGACGAACCGGACUCACUUGAAAAUACUCGCCGCCACUUUCAACAACUACGCCAAAUAAGUUUAGGAAACGAAUUCAAAUACAAGAUGGAAAUGGAAAUCCAGAGCGCAAAAGAGGAUAACUUGCGCAACUCUGUGCCAUAUGUAAAGCAGUUGAGUACGGAAAAUAACAAAACGAAAGCUGACUAUACAAUAAAUGGCGAUGGACCGACAUUUGGGGCUGCUCCUCAGGCCCUUUAUCUUUGGACUCAGGUAUUUGCUGCGAUUGCCGUAUCUAUGGGUUCAUUAAUCGUCGGGUUUACAUCUGGAUAUACCUCGCCCGCCCUACCUAGUAUGAACGCCACAUUAGCCAUCACAAAUGAAGAGAGCAGCUGGGUUGGCGGCCUAAUGCCCUUGGCAGCACUAAUUGGAGGUAUUGUGGGCGGUCCACUAAUAGAAUAUCUUGGACGGAAGAAAACAAUAAUUGGUAUUGCAAUACCGUUUUUCCUAGGCUGGAUGUUAAUUGCUACUGCUUUUAAUGUAUUUAUGGUACUUGCGGGUCGUGCAUUCUGUGGUAUAUGCGUCGGUAUAGGAAGCCUUGCUUUUCCCGUAUACCUGGGAGAAACGUUACAACCGGAAGUAAGAGGUGCCCUAGGGUUGCUUCCAACAGCUUUAGGAAACACUGGAAUCCUUCUGGCGUUCUUUUUUGGAACAUAUUUGAACUGGUCUCACUUAGCAUACUUAGGCGCAGCUCUACCAGUACCAUUUUUCCUGCUUAUGCUAGCUGCACCAGAAACGCCAAGAUGGUACUUCACAAAAGGCCGAGCUGAAGACGCACGAAAAGCUUUACAAUGGUUAAGAGGACGAAACACAAACAUCGAUAAGGAAUUGACAGCUCUUGCACUCUCGCAAGAGGAUUCAAACAGAUCUGGCGGAAAUGCGUUGGGCCUAAUAUUUUCAAGGAAGUAUAUGCGUUCAGUUUUAAUAGCCUUAGGUCUUAUGUUGUUCCAACAACUUAGUGGUAUCAACGCUGUAAUAUUCUAUGCUUCCACAAUAUUUAAAAUGGCUGGCAGUACUCUUGAUGAAAAUGUAUGCAGUAUAAUUAUCGGUGUUGUAAACUUUGUGUCUACAUUUAUUGCAACAGCCAUUAUUGACCGCUUAGGAAGAAAAAUGCUUUUAUAUAUUUCUUCGGUAUCAAUGAUUAUAACCUUAGUAACACUCGGAGCUUACUUUUAUGUGAGAGCUGUUGGAAUUGACCUCAGUGCAUACGGUUGGUUACCACUAGCUUGUCUCGUGAUUUAUGUUUUGGGAUUCUCAAUUGGAUUUGGACCUAUUCCGUGGUUAAUGUUGGGAGAAAUUUUGCCAUCAAAAAUUCGUGGUACAGCCGCUUCACUUGCGACAGGUUUCAACUGGACAUGUACAUUCAUUGUUACGAAAACAUUCCAUAAUAUUAUUGUUGUUAUAAAAAUGUAUGGUACAUUUUGGUUAUUUGCUGCUCUAUGUAUAGUUGGACUAUUUUUCGUUAUAUUUUUCGUACCAGAGACCAGAGGCAAAAGUUUGGAAGAGAUUGAGAAGAAAUUAACUGGUUCACGGAGAAUUCGGAUAAAUAGUAGCAAACAAACACAAAACGCGUGCUAGUAAAGGAUAAGUUAAAGGAAUGUUAAUGUUGAAUGAUUAUCCUGUGCUGUGUUAUAUUUUGUAAUAGGGACGAAAUUGAGUGGGCAUUUGCAGCAUACAACAUUAUGCUUGCGAGCGGCGUUUGAAGACUGAUAUGGAUUGUAUUUAGCUAAUAUUUGUAAAUAUAGUUAUUUAGAUGAAUAACUGUCAUAGUUCCUUUUGAUUUAUAAAAUUUGGUAAUAGGCUAAGUGUAGCUUAUAUCUAAACAAAUAAAUUAUAUGAAAAUAGCCCAGUACAUCAUGUAACGUACAAAUAAACUAAGUUAAUUCAUAGAAUAGGUAAAUCUUAGUGGCAUUAUUCACAUCAUGACAAUUAGUUUCGUAACCAAAUAAUGUAUUCUGUUUCAAAUACUAUGUAAGUAGUAAGUAAGUAGUCCGAAAAUCCAAAUCUCGCACUCUAGUCCAGAGCACUAUCAAGAACUGUACAGAUACAAGAUUCGAGUUUUGGUAUGAACUUUGAUGAACUUUGGUAUUUGAAACAGAUAAGCUGUAUGUUAAAUUAGUGUUUAGUGUAAUCUAUGGAUUAGUCCGUAGAAAAGUCUAAAGAAUCUUAUAUCUGACUCCGUAUAUUACAGAGGCAAUAUUUAUUUGUUAUAUUUUAAUAAAAUAUUUGGUACUAAA
Molecule: messenger RNA, 2925 nt
Organism: Pieris brassicae (large cabbage white)
Lineage: Eukaryota; Metazoa; Arthropoda; Insecta; Lepidoptera; Pieridae
Product: facilitated trehalose transporter Tret1-like
Exons: 4
Coding region: 368-2266 (632 amino acids)
Biological process (GO): carbohydrate transport; transmembrane transport
Cellular component (GO): membrane
Molecular function (GO): sugar transmembrane transporter activity
Source: RefSeq, a predicted model, not a curated record